AUGAAUAUAGUACGUUCUCGUCGGAUAAAGAUUUUACUUUUCUCAUCAUCAUUCGCUUUAAGUAUCUAUCUUCUUCGUCGUUAUCGUCGAUAUCUUAUAUUAAAAAAACAUUGCAAACUUGUUCAAUCACAACAAGAAUCGAUUACUAAUAUUCCUUCAUUAUCAUUAAUUGCAAUUCAUAAACGAUUUCUUAAUCAACUUUUUGUAAUUAUUCGAAUUCUAAUACCACGUUUACGUAGUGAUUCAUUUGUUUUAUUGAUUACACAUUUAACUACUCUAAUUAUACGAACAUUUCUUUCAAUUUAUAUAGCACGUCUCGAUGGUGCUAUUGUAAAAUCAUUAGUACAACGAAAUUCACGUGAACUUAUUCGUACAAUUUGUAUUUUUCUUAUUAUUGCUAUUCCAGCUAGUUUUAUUAAUAGUUUAAUUAAAUAUGCUGAAUCAAAACUUGCAUUAGCACUUCGUUCAAAAUUAACUUCUUAUGCAUAUGAAUUAUAUUUUCGUAACCAAACCUAUUUUCGCGUAUCAAAUUUAGAUUGUCGUUUACUUACACCAGAUCAAAAUUUAACAGAUGAUAUUGAAAUAUUUACAUCAAAAUUAACACAUCUAUUAUCUCAAUUAACAAAACCAUUUUUUGAUAUUAUUGUUAUAUCAUGGACAUUUGUAACUAUGAUUCAACAGAAAAAACAUGCACGUGGUCUUAAAGAAGUACCUAUUUUAACAAGUAUAGUCAUUUUUAUGACAUGUUGGGCACUUCGACAACUUUCACCACACUUUGGUAAACUUGUUUCUGAAGAAGCAAGACAACGAGGUUUACUUCGUUUUGCACAUACAAGAAUUAUUGCUAAUGCUGAAGAAAUUGCAUUUUAUGAUGGUCAUGAAGUAGAAAAAAAAUGGAUAUUCAAAUUAUAUUAUCAAUUACGAACACAAACGAAUUUAAUUAUUAAAAAAAGAUUAUGGUUUAUUAUGCUUGAACAAUUUCUUAUGAAAUAUUUUUGGCAUUCAUGUGGAAUGAUAUUUAUUGCUAUACCAUUCCUCACAUAUGAUGGACCAGCUAUAACAGAUGAUCCAGUAGGCGAUCCACUUGGCAUUAGUUCGCGAACAGAAGAAUUUACAAUCAGUAAAAAUUUAUUAUCAUCUGGUGCUGAUGCAUUAGAACGCAUUAUAUCAUCAUAUAAAGAAAUUGCUGAAUUAUCGGGUCAUACAAAUCGAGUUUAUAAAAUGCUUCAUGUUUUUGAUGAAUGUGCACAUGAACGAUAUCAACGAAUUCCUAUGAUAAUAGAAGAACAUUCAAAUACAGGCAUGAAACGAAAAUUUACUUUCAAUCAACAAGCAGAAGGUCAAAUUAUUGAAUCAGAUGAAGAUAUAAUUGCUGAAAAUCUACCAAUUAUUACUCCAAAUGGUGAUGUUCUUGUCGAAAAUCUUUCAUUAAAAAUUACACCAUCUAUGCAUGUUCUUAUUACUGGACCUAAUGGUUGUGGUAAAUCAUCAUUUUUUCGAAUUAUUCGAGGUUUAUGGCCAGUCUAUUCUGGUCGUCUUCAUCGGCCACAUUCUUCAAAUUUCUUUCUCAUUCCACAACGACCUUAUAUGUGUCCAGGUACUUUACGUGAUCAAAUAAUUUAUCCACAUACAAUUGAUCAAGUUCGUAUUGAUGAUGAUCAAUUAAUAGAAAUUCUUAAUAAUGUUGAAUUACAAUAUAUUGUACAACGUGAAGGUGGUUUAAAUAUUGAACGUGAUUGGAAAGAGAUACUUUCUGGUGGUGAAAAACAACGUCUUGGUUUAGCUCGAAUUUUUUAUCAUAAACCUAAAUAUGCAUUACUUGAUGAAUGUACAAGUGCUGUAUCAAUUGAUGUUGAAGGAAAAAUAUAUGAACGUGCAAAACAAUUAGGAAUUUCAUUACUUACAAUAACACAUCGACCUUCUCUUUGGGCUUAUCAUACACAUCUACUUCAAUUUGAUGGUCAAGGUCAAUGGAAAUUUGAAAUUCUUGACACAGAAAAACGUUUAACAUUAAAAGGUGAAAAAAAACGUCUUGAAUCUCAAUUGUCUGGUGUUCCGGAAAUGCAAAGACGUUUAAAUGAAUUAUGUCAAUUACUUGGUGAAGAUACCAUCGACAAUUUGAAUUAA
Rotaria sp. Silwood1 is the source of this 2127-nucleotide messenger RNA. The record is from the annotation of a GenBank genome assembly. Lineage: Eukaryota; Metazoa; Rotifera; Eurotatoria; Philodinida; Philodinidae.